Messenger RNA from Scedosporium apiospermum, 1272 nucleotides. RefSeq lists its product as uncharacterized. Gene Ontology annotation, molecular function: structural constituent of ribosome. Gene Ontology annotation, cellular component: mitochondrial small ribosomal subunit. The record is from RefSeq and is a predicted model, not a curated record. Bases 1 to 1272 code for a protein of 423 amino acids. The transcript is spliced from 2 exons. Lineage: Eukaryota; Fungi; Ascomycota; Sordariomycetes; Microascales; Microascaceae. Gene Ontology annotation, biological process: mitochondrial translational initiation.
AUGGCGGCGAGACCUUCACGAGGGGCCUCUCUCCUGAGGACCUCACGAGAUUGGGGCCUCAAGAGGCCACUUCCUCUGCGACAAACGACCAAAUCAUCGACUCCCGUUGUUCGUGUCAAGCAAGUGGACUCAAUCGAAUCUGUCACAGACUACGCCUCCGCCUCCGAUCAUGCUUUGACGGUCGAGAAGUUUCACGAAAUGAACAUCGCCGUAUCUACCCCGGUCUUGAGACACGAGAAGCAAAAGGAAGGGAAAAGGUCGGUUUUUGAAGACGCCAGCGACCAGACCACACCACAGUCGACCGCGGAUGGCAAUGCCAAUUCAAAGCGAUGGCAAUUCGCUGGGCCAUGGCUAGCGAGCAUGUCCGAGGAACAGUUCAAUAAUUAUAUCAAGAAGAGGGUGAGGUCGAGAAGGGCGGAGUUCCGGGAGUUUCUGCGCCAGCGUCGAGCAGACGAGUUAUCGCACGCCGCAUCUCAGAAGGCCCUGGACCAGGGAGAAGCGCCCCCACCUCGCACAUCUUCCAGCGAUAUCAGCGAUUCGGAUCUGACCGAUUACAUACGAUCUCUUCGCGCUGACCGGUCGACUCUCUACUGGCUAGUCAGCCAGUUCCUUGAUCUAGCCCCCAUUGCCCCACCACAGAGCUCAACCAAUGUCUGGGCUAAUGGCGUCAAUGGAUCGCUUCAUCCGGUUAACCCCUACGCCCAGGAAGGACCCCCUGUUUGCCACCCUUCUGCGGGAAUAUCAUAUUUGCGAACAUCAGCAUUUGUCGAAAACCACGCACUCUAUGGACCACAGAAACAGCAUAGCCCUGUCCUUUCCCGAAUUCUUACCCCCCAGAGAGGUCCCGAAGGUCCUAAGCUGGGCAUCGGUGGUUUUGUCGCGAACGUACCACCGGGAUCGACGUCGUUCAUCCACCGUUUCCGAGAUUAUGAUGCUCGUAACAAGGUCCAGGGUCUUUCCGUCUUUGACCCGUCAAUUCCAGGUGGCGCCUCGGUUUAUCUGAUUCCUCAGGCCGCGAGAGUCCUCUGGAAUGGUAGCGUGGUUAUCAAGGUUGAUGAGGCGACAGCAGAAACACAAUUGGUCAAGAAGGAGCUCUCCGGGAAUGCAGAGAUAUACAUGGAGCCCCGUCGAGCACCUGCCUCCCACGAGCCUUCAAAGGGGAGGGAUAACCGCGUCCAACGCCUUCUCGAGCCAAGGCAAGCUAAUAAACGGCCGUACUUUGGUGAUCGAAGCGUCUUGGGGAGCUCCAAGAGUUAUGGCUUGAGACCUUGA